AGCCAACCCCUCAAUAUUAAAUUAAUAACAUACGUGUCGUUUAGUUUAACCAAUUGUGCGUUGGAUUCUUUUUUCAUUCAUUACAUACUUUAAUUGAUUUAUGCAUCUUGUCUUCAUUUAUAAAUAGCAGUACUACUGAGAAUUGUGAAAAUCAAGAAUUAGUCAGGAAACUGUACUUUUGAUUAUCAACGGUUGAGCCUUUUUGUCUUUCUUGAUUUGGGUAUUUUUGCUGUUUUGAAUUUGAGAUUUGAAAGCUUGUGAGUGUGUAGUUUUUUUAUUGGAGUGAACUAUAUAGAAUGGAGGAAAAAUAUGAGCUAUUGAAGGAACUUGGUGCUGGGAAUUUUGGGGUGGCAAGGUUAGUGAAGGACAAGAAGACAAAGGAGCUUUUUGCUGUCAAAUAUAUAGAAAGAGGGAAAAAGAUUGAUGAGAAUGUGCAGAGAGAAAUUAUAAAUCAUAGAUCGCUGAGACAUCCAAACAUUAUCAGGUUUAAAGAGGUCUUGGUUACUCCAUCGCAUUUGGCAAUUGUUAUGGAGUAUGCAGCAGGUGGAGAACUUUUUGCUAGAAUUUGCAGUGCUGGCAGAUUUAGUGAAGACGAGGCUCGCUUCUUCUUUCAACAGCUACUAUCUGGAGUCAGCUACUGUCAUACCAUGGAAAUUUGUCACAGGGAUUUGAAACUGGAAAACACUCUUCUUGAUGGAAGUCCUUCACCACGUCUAAAAAUAUGCGAUUUUGGUUAUUCCAAGUCUGGGUUGUUGCAUUCACAACCAAAGUCGACAGUAGGAACGCCUGCUUACAUUGCCCCCGAGGUCCUUUCACGGAAGGAAUAUGAUGGGAAGAUCGCAGACGUAUGGUCAUGCGGGGUGACACUGUAUGUGAUGCUAGUAGGAGCAUAUCCUUUUGAGGAUCCUGAAGAUCCAAAAAACUUCAGGAAAACCAUUGGGAGAAUAAUGAGUGCCCAAUACUCCAUACCCGAUUAUGUACGAAUCACAGCAGAUUGCAAGAACCUCCUUUCGCGAAUCUUUGUUGCAAAUCCCGCUAAGAGAAUCACUAUUCCUGAGAUAAAGAAACAUCCGUGGUUCUUAAGGAAUCUUCCAAAAGAGCUAAUGGAUGGUCAGCAUGCGAAAUACGAAGAAGCUUCAGAGCAAUUACAGCAAAGUGUGGAAGAAAUAAUGAAGAUGAUACAAGAAGCUAAGAUACCUGGAGAAGUGUCAAAACCUGAAGGGAAAGAUGCUGCCGGGACAACAGAACAAGAUGAUGAAGAGGAAGACCUCGAAUCGGAGAUCGACAGCAGCAAUGACUUUGCUGUUUAUGUCUGAGGAAUGAGGAUGAUAUUAUCUAUUGGAAUUAUAAAAGAAAAGUUUAGUAUGUAACUCUUUGAGUUGUUAUUAUGGUGUAUAGAAGAGUAGCUAUCUGCUGGCUGAUGCAAUGGUUAUGCGCAGAACUAUUUAGGGGUUCUAAGGUGUGCAUUUCAAUUUGUUACAUGGAUCUAAUAUUGCAGCAAACAGAUUUUUUUCUUUCUAUUUUAUAACUUUUGAUGAUAUUUUCGAUGUGUUAACCAUCGUUUAAUCUGUUGAAUCGAAUUUGGUCUAGCUUCUGUUUUAA
Lycium ferocissimum is the source of this 1602-nucleotide messenger RNA. Its product is annotated as serine/threonine-protein kinase SAPK3-like. The record is from RefSeq and is a predicted model, not a curated record. Gene Ontology annotation, molecular function: ATP binding; protein serine/threonine kinase activity. The coding region runs from base 297 to 1316 and encodes 339 amino acids. Lineage: Eukaryota; Viridiplantae; Streptophyta; Magnoliopsida; Solanales; Solanaceae. The transcript is spliced from 9 exons. Gene Ontology annotation, biological process: protein phosphorylation; intracellular signal transduction.